Symbiodinium pilosum is the source of this 918-nucleotide messenger RNA. NCBI's taxonomy places the organism in Eukaryota, Dinophyceae, Suessiales, Symbiodiniaceae. The record is from the annotation of a GenBank genome assembly.
AUGCAGGGACUAUCUGAGGACGAGAACGAAGAAGCGACGCCCAGAAAGCGGGUGCAAGCAGAUCACGAGUUGGCCACCCUGGCUCCAGUUCACGUUGUUCGUCACGCCUUGCCUGCAAAGUUGGCAGAUGAGAUCGUGCGCGGAAAAGAGUUCAUGACUCCACGGACUUCCGCGAUUUAUGAGUUCAGCAGUGACAUUGCCCAAGCAACUUCAAGGGGAGAUGAUGAGCAUGGCAAGGAGGAGAGCCGUGUGAAGUGCGAACCAUCUGCAGCUCUUCAACAAGCAGGAAACAUCAUGCAGGACCUGGUGCGGACAAGGCGAUCGCAAACAAACUGGAUCCCCACUUUGGCAUUGGGAAACCGCUAUGACAAUGGGAAAGCCUGUGUUGGCUGGCAUUCAGAUUUCUUGAAUUCUCUGGGACCGCGGCCGAUUAUCGUGGGUCUGUCGCUUGGAUCUUGGGUGUUGGACAUGUGGUGGGCAAUGCAGACGCCGCUGUCUCUCUUUGAGUUUGAGGCUAUCAUCAUGUGGGAUGAUUGUCAAGAAGAGUGGCAGCAUUCGGUUCCACGACAGUCUGACUCGACCAUCGGCGCUCAGGUGCUGAGCCAUGGAGAAGACAUGCUGCAGAAUGAGGGGUGUGGCUUCUGGGAGCUGUGCCCAUGGGCUCAAGAAGAGGCAGAACGCCUGAGGCAGAAGGCCAAGAUGGAAAUGCAGAAAGCUCCGCCGCAACAGCAACCAGAAGAGCCACAUAAAUUCCCGCUUCAAACUAGAAGUGCCAGCAGCAGCCGGCGUGCACCAGACCACUCCUUGGAAUCCACAUCUGGCACAGAAAAACAUGCGUUCCGUUCAUCUGGUGGCAAGGAUGCUGACUUGCAGGCUGUGUGCGUGGAGGUGUCUGAUGAGGACAUCCCUGGAUCUUGA